Messenger RNA from Eruca vesicaria subsp. sativa (arugula), 972 nucleotides. Lineage: Eukaryota; Viridiplantae; Streptophyta; Magnoliopsida; Brassicales; Brassicaceae. The record is from the annotation of a GenBank genome assembly.
AUGGCAACAACACCAACAACAACGAACGUCAACGUCGGCUUAAACUACGGUCUCCUCGGAGACAACCUCCCGUCUCCAUCCGAAGCCAUCAACCUAUACAAGUCAAUCGGCAUUACUAAAAUCAGAAUCUUCGACCCAAACAAAGAGGUUCUCAACGCUUUACGUGGUCACCACGAAAUCGAACUCACUGUAGGUGUCAAGGACCAAGACUUGGCUGCUCUUGCAGCCAGCGAAGAAGCUGUUAAGGGAUGGUUCACAACUAACAUUGAGCCUUACUUAGGUGACGUGAACAUCACGUUUAUUACUGUAGGUAACGAAGUCAUCCCUGGACCUAUCGGUCCUCAAGUCCUUCCCGUUAUAAUGUCUCUCACCAACCUCGUCAAGUCCAAGAGUCUUCCCAUCUCUGUCACCACUGUUGUAGCUAUGUCUAAUCUCGGACAGUCUUAUCCACCUUCUUCUGGAAUGUUUACUUCACAAGCACGUGAACAACUCGUACCAGUGCUAAAGUUCUUGUCUGAAACAAAAACACCAAUCCUCGUCAACAUCUACCCUUACUUCGCUUACGCGUCUAACCCCGUGAACAUAAGCAUCGACUAUGCAACCUUCAACGCCAAAACUGUAGUGGUGGAGGACGGGGCAAUGCAGUAUACAAACAUGUUUGACGCUAUUUUCGACGCGUUUGUAUGGGCAAUGGAGAAGGAAGGCGUGAAGGAUGUGUCUAUGGUGGUGUCGGAGACGGGAUGGCCUUCUGCUGGUAACGGGAACUUGACAACGCCGGAGAUAGCUGCUAUGUACAAUGGAAACUUUGUUAAGCAUGUGAGAAGCGGUAAAGGGACGCCUAAGAGGCCAAACUGUGGUAUCAGUGGGUUUAUUUUUGCGACUUUUAACGAGAAUGAGAAACCAGUUGGAACAGAACAGCACUUUGGGUUGUAUGAGCCUACUGAUUUGAAGCCUAUCUACAAGUUGUUUUGA